This is a messenger RNA of Quercus lobata, 543 nucleotides long. RefSeq names its product 26S proteasome regulatory subunit 8 homolog A-like. The record is from RefSeq and is a predicted model, not a curated record. Bases 1 to 543 code for a protein of 180 amino acids. The transcript has 5 exons. NCBI's taxonomy places the organism in Eukaryota, Viridiplantae, Streptophyta, Magnoliopsida, Fagales, Fagaceae.
AUGGGGAAGAAUAACGUUUUAGUUAAGGUUCAUCUUGAACGGAAAUAUGUUGUUGACAUUGAUAAAAAUAUCGAUAUCACCAAGAUAACUCCAUCAACAAGAGUUGCUCUCCGUAAUGACAGUUAUGUGCUUCAUUUAAUCUUGCAAAGCAAAGUUGAUCCAUUGGUCAACCUCAUGAAAGUUGAAAAGGUCCCAGAUUCCACAUAUGACAUGAUUGGCGGUCUUGACCAGCAAAUUAAAGAGAUAAAGGAGGCUGUGUGCACAGAAUCUGGGAUGUUUGCUCUGUGGGAGAGGAGGGUUAAUGUAACACAAGAAGAUUUUGAGAUGGUAGUGGCAAAGAUAACUCCAUCAACAAGAGUUGCUCUCCGUAAUGACAGUUAUGUGCUUCAUUUAAUCUUGCAAAGCAAAGUUGAUCCAUUGGUCAACCUCAUGAAAGUUGAAAAGGUUCCAGAUUCCACAUAUGACAUGAUUGGCGGUCUUGACCAGCAAAUUAAAGAGAUAAAGGAGGGUUGGGUUACUUAUAUGUUGGCAAUUGAAAACUAA